Molecule: messenger RNA, 2154 nt
Organism: Capronia epimyces CBS 606.96
Lineage: Eukaryota; Fungi; Ascomycota; Eurotiomycetes; Chaetothyriales; Herpotrichiellaceae
Exons: 3
Coding region: 1-2154 (717 amino acids)
Biological process (GO): negative regulation of DNA-templated transcription
Cellular component (GO): nucleus
Molecular function (GO): RNA binding; metal ion binding
Source: RefSeq, a predicted model, not a curated record
AUGGUCUCUGACCAGCACUACGACCUUUGUCGUUCUAUAUUAGAAGACUCGACAAUAGAAGAAGAAGAUAAAACAGAACGCUUGGAGGAGUUACUCGGCAAGGAAGCCGGGUUGAGCGGACAUGCCCUGGAGAAUGCUGUUUUGGAUGCCUUAUGGAAACAUCGAAAUGCGCAACGCGGAGAGGUAUCAGAGACGCCCUUGAGACACCAUGUCAUUCGGAGGUCGUCUCCUGCUCCCUGGCAGAUCAAUAGGGCUCCUACACCUUUGGGAUCUCCUCCUCCCCUCUCGUCCAGUCCCGCUCUCUCGGUUGGUUUCCCGGCUUCGCGCCCCAGUUUCUCCCGCCAGAAGUCCAGUGCACAGUCGCCCUUCGGUUCGCCUCGACCUUCACCACGUCUCGCGUUAGCCCAACCUAUACCGCAUAGUCCCAGCUUGAAUGCUUAUGAAUUCUCCGACUCUAGCCCGGCACCAGAUAUCUACGGUGAUUAUGGCCACGAAAAUGUCGAUUGGCUGUUAGCAGAUGAAACGGCGAGUAAUGCCUCAUCCACAGCUACGGCACACCUGAGUGCUGCGGCGCCUGAAUGGGUCCCCCAACCAGAUAUGAGUCCUUACGAUAUUCUGCGAUCAGUGCUGGGUGACCGCAAGACAGAUGACGAGAUUGAGGACGCCCUCAACAAGCAUUCGUAUGACUUGGGUGCCACCAUUGCUGCAUUAUUGGGAACAGAUACGGCCGACGCGCAAUACACAGGGGUGCCGAGCAAUGAGGCCAAAGUUCUGGUAGGCAAGUCUAUGUCAGUGAAUCAGGCCCGGCCUUCCACUCCGAGUGCCGGAAAGAGUUCGAUUGUCUGCAAAUACUGGUUAGCCUCUGGAUCUUGUCUUCGCGCAGACUGCCGAUUCGCUCACGACACCAGCGGCUAUCUUUGCAAGUACUGGAUGAACGGUAACUGUUUAGCAGGCGACGCUUGUCAAUUUUCUCAUGACCCAGCCCUCCUUGUCAAUCAUCUCUCGGUUGGCGAGGCUAGUCCUACUCCACACUUCCCACUUCAAGACCAGAACGAUCAAUUCCCUAGCCUUUCCAACCAGAAUGUCCGAAGCGCCCUCCAGGCUGGGCUAGCAGCUGGAAAUACUUUUGUACCAACCAGCCAGAAAAGCCGAAGCAGCUUGGGCAAUCUUGCCCCCGGCUCUCGGCCUCAUUCCAGGCCCAACUCACGGCAUCAGAACCGUCCGGAAACACCUUCUUCUCUAGCCAUGGACGACCCAGAAGCAUUUCCAAGUCUAGGGUCGCUGAGCGUGAAGCGAGGAGCGAAGCAAUAUAGUCAACGGUCUAGGCACGGACCUGGAAGUAUGGAGAGAGAGACACCGUCUUCGCUUGCGGACGUGGUGCGUAUGUCGCCGUCUCCAAAUCCUGCACAGGCACGGAAAACAGACCCUACCCGAAAGAUCCGAACGUACGGAGGAUCUGAGGGUGCGACCGCACGUAAAAUACCGGAGCCACAGCACAUUCCAUGGCUGGAGACCGGUGCUCGGGCCAACCAGCAAUACAUGAAAUACCGACAGGAAGCCAUCAAACACGGAAGUAUACGCAACAAAUUUUUGCAGAGUGCGGCCCAAGCCUGGAAUCGCAAUGAUGCCCGCGCAGCGAAGGCACUGUCACUUCGCGGACAAGCCGAAAACGACGCAAUGAGAAAGGCCCACCGAGAAGCAGCCAAGGCGUUGUAUGACGAGCGCAACCCACAUCUCUCGGCACCAGUCGAUGAAGACGAAGAGAUGUACAUCGAUCUGCAUGGUCUUCACCCGGAGGAGGCCAUUGAGUACCUCGAAAAUAUCCUCUCCACUCAGGCCAAACGUGGAAGGAGGAUCAUAUACGCCAUCACUGGAACAGGACAUCAUAGCAAGAACGGCAAGGACAAAGUGGGCAAGGGCGUGCGCAACUGGUUGAACGAAUGGGGCUACACUUUCCGCGAGUUCAGUGUCCCUGGCGAGCGAGGCGGAUACAUUGGCGGGGUGUUGGGUGUUGAUAUCACGAGUCGCAGCCGGCAGCCCAUCUCCGCGGGAGGCGGCUCGAAAGGAGAGGACGAGGUUUCUCCCACACCAGCUGUUGCUACGUCGGUGGGCAGCAAGAUCCAAGUUCUCAAACGUGAGGAGGUGCCCGCGUGA